This is a messenger RNA of Prunus armeniaca (apricot), 336 nucleotides long. NCBI's taxonomy places the organism in Eukaryota, Viridiplantae, Streptophyta, Magnoliopsida, Rosales, Rosaceae. The record is from the annotation of a GenBank genome assembly.
AUGGAGGCCCAUACACUUAAUGUAGAUGCCGCAAAAACUGCCUCAGUUGCUCAGCCUGUCCGAACCUAUUCUUCCAAGACCAGGCAGACUUCAAAGAUAUCUGCUUCUCCUUCAAAGGCAAAAGAGACUGUUUCAGUGGAUAAGCCAGCUGAAACAACAAAUGUUAUAAAGAGCCCGGUGACUCAACAGACUUCAAAGGUUCCAACUCCUCAACCAUCAACCAAAGCUUUUGAGACACAAACUGUCUCAUCAACAUAUGCAUCCUUUCCUCCCAUCAUCUUAACAUCAAUGCUUGAACUGGUAGACCAUGAUUUGGUCCUUCAAUCACCUUGCUAA